GUUUUUAAAGAAACAAAUGUGAAACUGGUCUGAUUUGUAAACAACUCUGUUUGGUUUCUUCACCUAAACGUUUGUUUCAGUGCAGAAAUUUUAGGAUCGCAAGCAAACAAAUACACUGAGUCAUGGCUUCCUACAGCAGUCUCCUGUCUGAAGAUCAGCUGCUGUGUUCGAUCUGUCUGGAUGUGUUCACUGAUCCAGUCACCACUCCAUGUGGACACAACUUCUGUAACAGCUGCCUUACACAGUACUGGGACAAGAGUCAAAAUUGUCACUGUGCAGUAUGUAAAGAGAAAUUCACCAAGAGACCUGAACUGAAGAUUAAUACAACACUGAGAGAUGUUGCAGAUCACUUCAAGAAGAAAAGUGGUUCUGACAAACCUGAGGUUCUUUGUGAUGCCUGCAGUGGAGAGAAUCUGAAGGCCCUGAAAUCCUGUCUGGAUUGUUGUGCUAGUCUGUGUAAAACUCAUUUAGAGUUUCAUAAUAAUAUGCCCAAACAUAAGAAUCACAAACUAAUAAACCCUGUGGAGAACCUGGAGGACUACAUAUGCCAGAAACAUGAGAGAGCUCUGGAGCUGUUCUGUAGAGAUGAUCAGACGUGUGUGUGUCAGUUCUGUACUGAAGGAGACCACAAGAAUCACAACACUGUUCCUAUAGAGGAGGCAAAUGAUGAAUUGAAGGCUUGCUUGAUGAAAACACAAACAGAAGUACAACAAAUGAUCCAGAAUAGGUUAGAGAAGACUGAAGAGAUUGAGCGUUCGCUGAUGCUCAGCAAAAGAAGUCAGGCUGAGAUGCUGGAGAUGAUGGAGGAGAAGCAGAAAGCAGCAGAUAGGCAGGCUGAAGGACUCAUUAAAGAGCUGAAGCAGGAAAUCAGUGUGCUAAAGAGGAGAGCCACUGAGCUGGAGCAGCUCUCACACACUGAGGAGCAUCUCCACCUCCAACAGGUUUACUCCUCCAUGUGCAGCCCUCCACACACCAAGAACUGGACUGGGAUCAGUAUUAAAACUUAUCUGAGUAGGAAGACUCUGAGAAAAUCUCUGACUGAUCUUCGCAAAGAGCUCAACAAUGAAAUGGAUAAAGAAAAGCAAAAAUUAAAUUUACACAGGAUACUGCUGUUUCUUUGCCUACUGCUACUAGUGCCUUUCCUCAUAUCAGCGACUAAAGCAUUCUGGAUUCGGGUUUAUGCAGUGGAUGUAACACUGGAUCCUGAUACAGCAUAUCCGUAUCUCAUCUUGUCUGAAGACGGAAAACAAGUGAGGAUCGGACAACACUCAUGGAAAAUUGUCCCAUACAGCCAAAAAAGAUUUAUUUACGAUCCACAUGUUUUAGCAAAACAGGGUUUUAACUCUGGGAGAUUUUAUUAUGAGGUGCAGGUCAGGGGGAAAACUGAGUGGGAUUUAGGAGUAGCCAGAAUGUCUAUUAGCAGGCACUGGGAGUUUUUUCCGAAGCACAAUGAUAGGACCUGGGCUAUGAUUAAAAGGAAUGGCAAGGAUUACCAGGCUUGUGCUGGCUCAUGUGUCGGCCUGCCUCGGGAAGAGGAAGUGGAGGUGGUGGGUGUGUUUGUGGAUUAUGAGGAGGGUUUGGUCUCCUUUUAUGAUGCUAAGGCCAGGUCUCUUAUCUACUCUAUAACUGGUCAGUCUUUCACUGAGAAACUCUAUCCAUUCUUCAGUCCAGGUUUAAAUUUCCACUAUGAAAACUCAGCACCAAUGAUCAUCUCUGAAGUAAAUGAGUACUUGAUUUUACUGAGACAAAUUUUCUCCAAUGCAACAAAAUGGCAAUGGCUUCAAAGCACGUGUUUGUUUGGAUUUGUGUUAAUAACUCUUUUUUUCCGCCUGUUCAGAAGCAUGUGGAAGCUGUAGAUAACAAAGGUUAACAGUUUCUCUCUCUCGCUGCAUUGAAAAAUUGAUUGCAGUGCCUGUGCUGGAAUCUGCUAGUACCAGAGAAGUGUAUUUGGGGGAAAAACUCAUUUUUACAAACAGUGUGUUAAAGGAUUUUCUACAGAUAACUAGCAGUAUAGUGCUUUUGGAAAGAAUUUACUUAUUAUUUGGGCCUUUUAUUUUUACAGAAAGCAGCCAAUUAGUUUUGUACCAGUUAGUAAACAGAUAUAUGUGUCUUUGAUAUGCAGCAGGAUCACAAUAAUGUUAGUCCAUUUAUGAAUUCAUAACCAUGAGAGAGAGAGAGUUUAUUAUACAUAUGUGAAAAAGAACAGUUUCUGUCAGUCCUUCAUGUCAAUAGCCAGAUAUUUUCAAAAAUGUGUAGUUUAAUAAAACUACAAACUAAUGUUUUGAAAGAAACAAGAGCUCAGAGCAGGAUAAUCAAACACAGAAUGUUGCAGUUACUUUAUACCAUCAACUCAUGUUUCAGGCCCAAUUAUCCCAAUUAUAAAAUACAUCACAAUCCUCUGUAACUGAUAAUAUAUUCUACCUGCUUAUUCCAUUUACCUGCCAACUACAUAAACUUUAAACUGGACUGACUUGCUGCAUUUUGUGUAUUCAGGCCCAACCCUUGAUAAGAUGUUUUCAUACCUGUAGUGAUGGAUCUCAGGGGCGCCCCCAAGGGGCCACCCCAAGUAUGAAUUUGAAUUUGAAUGCAUAAUGAAAAUAGUUCACAAUAGUUCAUGAAGCGAAAAACAAAUAAAUAAAUAAAAUGAAGCACACACUGCAGCCACCAAAAUGUCAUAUUGUUACAUCAACCAGAAACAAAACUAAAGACGUAUAACACACACUACAGUGAUUUUUUUUUUUUUUUUUUUUUUUUGGUGCCAACUGAAUAUUUGCUGUGGCCUCCUCUGGCCUCCCCUAUUAAAAGUUUCUAGGGGCACCACAGAUAAAUAUGUGUGUGCAUAUAUAUUACUACUAAAAGCUAAAACUCCUUUACUCCAAAGGUCUGUUUCACACCUCAAACUCUGAUGGUGUCCUGUAAGUCUGACUAGUAGCAAAAAAAAAGAGGACACAAGAGCAUUUUCCUCUCUAAUUCCACAAUUGCAGAAGUAUAUAGGAGACUACUGAUAUAAACUGGUAAUGCUUUAAAGGUGUCCUGGUUACAUAAAUUACAUGUUUAAGGUCAUAGAGUAGUCAGCAUUCCUGUAAGACAAAAAAUUGUUGAUUUACUUCUUUUCAUCCUUUUACUUACUUCUUUUCUUUAUUUCCAUUCUUUAUUAAAUUACUAUUUUUGUGAUUUCUAUUUAUUUACUUUUUCGGUAGUUGUAGUUGUAGUUAGUUCUGUUAAUUUGGGGGAAGAAAUCAUUUACUCAAUUUUUAAAUCACAUUUUAAUAUACAUUUGCAGUCAGUAAACAGAUCUUUUGCAUCUGUGCAAAGUUUGGAAAUGAUGUGUACUGUCCUGCUCAUGUCAACUUUAUUUUUUCUGUAAAUUAGUUUGAGUUAUUAGCUUGAAUGUAUUUAAAUCAUAUCAAUAAAAGGCAAUGCAUAAAGAGAUUGUCCAAAAA
This is a messenger RNA of Tachysurus fulvidraco (yellow catfish), 3443 nucleotides long. Its product is annotated as E3 ubiquitin-protein ligase TRIM39-like. The record is from RefSeq and is a predicted model, not a curated record. Gene Ontology annotation, molecular function: zinc ion binding; protein binding. The transcript has 7 exons. NCBI's taxonomy places the organism in Eukaryota, Metazoa, Chordata, Actinopteri, Siluriformes, Bagridae. Bases 123 to 1856 code for a protein of 577 amino acids.